AUGUUCAUUGGAGGACUUAAUUGGGAAACGACAGAUCAAUCACUCCAUGACUACUUCUCACAGUUCGGCGAAGUCCAAGAAUGCACCGUCAUGCGAGACAGCGCAACGGGCCGCUCACGAGGCUUUGGAUUUUUGACCUUCAAGGACCCCAAGACAGUCAAUACCGUGAUGGUCAAGGAACAUUUCCUGGAUGGCAAGAUUAUCGACCCCAAGCGAGCGAUCCCACGAGACGAGCAGGAAAAGACGGCCAAAAUAUUUGUGGGAGGAGUCAGUCAAGAUGCAACGGAAGAAGACUUUGAAAGCUUUUUCGCCCAAUUUGGGCGGGUUAUCGAUGCUACGCUCAUGAUGGACAAGGACACCGGCCGACCCCGAGGCUUCGGUUUCGUAACCUUUGACAGUGAUGCCGCCGUAGAGAAAUGCCUGCAAUACCACCCCCUCGAGAUCCUCGGAAAGCCCAUCGAGGUCAAGCGUGCACAACCCCGAGGCAAGAUGGGCGAGGAUGAUGAUUACGGUCGCGGCAGAGGAAGAGGCAAGUUCGGACGCGAUGACCGCUUCAACAAUGACAACACCCAGGCCCAGCAAAACUCGCAAGCCCAGGCUCCCAACAUGAUGGGCGGCACCACCGGAAUGACCCCACAGAUGAUGGCACAGUAUUGGCAAAGAAUGCAGCAAUACUUUGCAAUGAUGCAACAGCAGAUGGCGGCUAACAUGAUGGGCAAUAUGGGCGGUAUGGGAAAUAUGGGUAUGAAUCCGCAGAUGAUGGCGCAAAUGCAGAUGCAGCAACAAAUGCAGAAGAUGCAAGGAGCAAACAGCCCCAACGCCCAGAAUGCCGGUGGCAUGGGCAACAUGCAAGGCAUGUCCCCCCAAAUGAUGCAGCAGAUGAUGCAGAUGCAACAGGGUGGGAUGAACAUGGGAUCAAACCGACCACCAAUGGGCCCCGGCAAUAUGGGCGGCCCGCGUGGGAGCUUUUCAGCCCAAGAGCAGCUGGCAUUUGAACAGCAGAAAUAUGAGCAACAGCAGCAGGUCCGUCGCCCGGGAGGUUUCCCGCAAGGCCCACGAGGCGGUGGUAGCUUCCAAAACCAAGGCCACAAUCAUGGAGGCGGUCCACAGUCAUGGGAAGGCAUGUACGACGAUGUUCCACAGCCUGAAGGCAACACUGGUGGUAGAGGUUCAGCAGGGCCCGUUCGACAGCAUACACCAAAACCACCCAAGGGUCCCGGUGGCCCAUCGCAGCCGAGCGCAGCUCCAGCCAAUGCUCCCACUGGUCCCAAGAAUGCCGGCAAGCCAGGAGCAAAUUUUAGGGGAGGAAGGGGGCGGUACCAUCCAUAUGGGAGAUGA
Molecule: messenger RNA, 1338 nt
Organism: Fonsecaea nubica
Lineage: Eukaryota; Fungi; Ascomycota; Eurotiomycetes; Chaetothyriales; Herpotrichiellaceae
Exons: 3
Coding region: 1-1338 (445 amino acids)
Molecular function (GO): RNA binding
Source: RefSeq, a predicted model, not a curated record